GCCUAAGCUGUGCUGACUGUUUUGCUGAGUAUCAUCAGUUUCAGUCCCGUUUCGUCGAGAUAGCUCGGAUACGUCCUCAGAACUAUUACCAGCUGAAGGCCAUUUUCAGGUUAAUUGUCGAAACGGUUUAGUGUCGUCUUGGGAUUCAAGAGAUCGAUUUUGGUUUCUAAUUCGAGGCAUAUCGAAUCGAAGCUCUUCGGCAACGGAAUUUUAGUAAAUUGAAUCCCUUCAGCUCCAUCAAGUUAAAACCCAACAAAACCACAACUCUCUGCUCGUUUAGCUUGCUUCAUAUCGUGGAUAACUUUCACCGGAACAGGAGGGACGGAGAUAGAAAUGGAGAAAAACGUGAGAGAAGAGGAAAAUGAACCCGGGCAAAUCGUUAAUCCUUGGGAGGUAUCAGGAAAAGAUGGUGGGAAGAUUGACUACGACAAGCUCAUUGACAAGUUUGGUUGCCAAAGGCUCGACCAAACUCUGAUUCGCCGCGUCGAACGUCUUACCUCUCGGCCCCCUCAUGUCUUCCUUCGUCGAGGCGUGUUUUUUGCUCAUAGAGAUUUCAAUGAAAUUCUCGAUGCUUAUGAGAGAGGAGAAAAAUUCUAUUUAUACACGGGGAGAGGACCAUCAUCUGAAGCUUUGCAUUUGGGACAUCUUGUUCCAUUUAUGUUCACCAAAUAUUUGCAGGAUGCCUUUAAGGUUCCCCUUGUCAUACAACUUACUGAUGAUGAAAAGUGCAUGUGGAAGAACCUCUCAGUAGAGGAGAGCCAGAGGCUUGCUCGUGAGAAUGCUAAAGACAUCAUAGCCUGUGGAUUUGACAUUACAAAGACCUUCAUUUUUUCAGAUUUUGAUUAUGUUGGUGGUGCAUUCUACAAAAAUAUGGUCAGAGUUGCAAAAUGUGUGACAUUCAAUAAGGUUGUGGGAAUAUUCGGUUUCACUGCAGAAGAUCAUAUUGGUAAAAUUAGUUUCCCACCUGUGCAGGCAGUUCCAUCGUUCCCCAGUUCAUUUCCACACCUCUUUUCUGGCAAAGAUGAUCUCCGUUGCUUGAUUCCAUGUGCUAUAGAUCAGGAUCCAUAUUUCAGAAUGACACGAGAUGUUGCUCCUAGGAUAGGAUAUCAGAAGCCUUCAUUGAUUGAAUCCUCAUUUUUCCCUGCCCUUCAGGGGGAGACAGGAAAAAUGUCUGCCAGUGAUCCAAAUUCUGCAAUAUAUGUGACAGAUUCCGCAAAGGACAUAAAAAACAAGAUAAAUAAAUAUGCCUUUUCUGGUGGUCAAGAUUCUAUAGAGAACCACAGGAAGUAUGGAGCAAAUCUAGAGGUAGAUAUACCAAUUAAGUACCUUGGCUUUUUCUUAGAAGAUGAUGAUGAGCUUGAGCACAUCAGGAAGGAAUAUGCUACGGGACGGAUGCUAACUGGUGAGGUGAAGAAGCGCCUUAUUGAAGUUUUGACAGAGUUGGUGGAAAGACACCGUAGGGCCCGAGCUGCAGUCACUGAUGAGAUGGUGGAUGCAUUCAUGGCAGUAAGACCACUCCCCGGUAUGUUUGACUAGAUUGGGAGGUGACAAUUAUUAUCCAAAAAAAAAGAAAAUUGGGAGAUGACAAUUUGAUCUUGAGUUUCAAUGUUUCAUGUACAAGAUAUGCUUGUCUUUGAGGCCAACCAAUGGCAUGGAUAUAUGUUUUUCUAAUUCAUAGUCAGAGAGCUUUUCUAUCUUAUUUUAGGACAAUCUUGUAACCGAUUUCAGUGUUCUAGAACUGAUCACACCAUUAAAAAAAUAAAAAAAAAGAACAGCAAACAACUUUUGCUUCAA
Messenger RNA from Nelumbo nucifera (sacred lotus), 1794 nucleotides. RefSeq names its product Nucleotidylyl transferase superfamily protein. NCBI's taxonomy places the organism in Eukaryota, Viridiplantae, Streptophyta, Magnoliopsida, Proteales, Nelumbonaceae. Gene Ontology annotation, cellular component: cytoplasm. The record is from RefSeq and is a predicted model, not a curated record. Gene Ontology annotation, molecular function: tryptophan-tRNA ligase activity; ATP binding. Gene Ontology annotation, biological process: tryptophanyl-tRNA aminoacylation.